Molecule: messenger RNA, 164 nt
Organism: Acaulospora morrowiae
Lineage: Eukaryota; Fungi; Glomeromycota; Glomeromycetes; Diversisporales; Acaulosporaceae
Source: the annotation of a GenBank genome assembly
GGAGGUCUGGACGCCACUGAUGCUUUUGAAUCCAUAGGGCAUUCCGAAGAAGCUCGUGAUAUUUUGAAAAAUCUUGAAGUUGGUGAAUUGGUUGGGGGAGCUCCUCCACAAAAAGAAAAGCCUACCCCAUCAAAACCAUCACCAUCAAAGGACGAAUCAUCAAG